This is a messenger RNA of Octopus sinensis (East Asian common octopus), 8343 nucleotides long. Its product is annotated as ATP-binding cassette sub-family C member 9-like. Gene Ontology annotation, biological process: transmembrane transport; potassium ion transport. Gene Ontology annotation, cellular component: membrane. The transcript is spliced from 39 exons. NCBI's taxonomy places the organism in Eukaryota, Metazoa, Mollusca, Cephalopoda, Octopoda, Octopodidae. The coding region runs from base 1772 to 7189 and encodes 1805 amino acids. The record is from RefSeq and is a predicted model, not a curated record. Gene Ontology annotation, molecular function: ATP binding; ATP hydrolysis activity; ABC-type transporter activity.
AUCACAGGUUUUUCUUUUCCUAAGCCUCUCCCCUUCUCUCUUUCUCUUUCUCUCUUUUUCUCUCUCUCUCUCUCUCUUCCCCCACCACCUCGUUACGAUUUGUCUUUCCUCCUCUCUUUCUCAACCCGCCCCGCCCCCAUCCGUGUACGUGUUCCUGCAUAUGUAUACACACAGCUCGCCUCUCUAUUUGCGCACACGCAUACUGACACAUCCACAAACUAACCCGUAUACACACGCCUGUCCACAUCCACCUUGUCGAUGGCUGUGCGAGCCCAGCAUCAUCCCACGAGCUGCUUGUUGUUCACGCGCGUGUUCGAACUCUCAGCUCACACACAACAAAGAUAAACAAUAUGAGGAGGAGACCAGCUUGGAGUACAGCAGACAUCGGUCUGUUUACCUUGGCUCUCCCGUUGUACUUUUGUGUGGACAAGACUGGACAUAACUGCACUCUGUCUCCGUUGUAACUGGACGACAUGGACAUUACGCUGGACUCACAGCUCUCACGGAACACCUACCACAGCAGCAGCAGCAGCGGCAGUUGUUGUUGUUGUUAGCCUUGACUACAACUGACUGCUGUUGCUGCUGCUGCUGCUAACACAGCAGUAACAACAACAUCAUCAACAGUAGUACCAUCAUCAUAAACCAGAUUAAUAUUGUUCAGUCUUUCUUCCUCGACCUGCCCGCAUCCCGCUAGCUUCAAACACCUACGUGACAGAAACACACACACACACACAUACACGCAACAGACUAUGUAGACUUUGCCAUCCUCUGGAUUGCAUCGAUGAAGAUUGGAAAGGAUUGAUUUCCCCAGCAACCCAACCUUGGCACAAAUAUUAAGAAGAGGAAGAGGUGGCACUGUGCCAUGCACCAACCUGUUCCAGUUAAUCGCUCCAUUGCACAUGUCAACUGUUUUGGCUUCGCGCAUCAUUUUACUUCAUUGCUUUCAAAUUUAAAAAAAAAUCAAGAAAUAAACUUCAAAAUAAACUGAAACCAAGCGCCAACCCUCCCUCCACCCCAGAAAAGAUUUUCUUUAUAUAUUUAAGGUGUUUUCUUGGUUUCCCUAAUUGUCUUGAUGGAUGUUGGCUGUUAGAAUGGUAAAAUUUUAGGAUGGCCUUCACAGACACCUGUUAAAAAAGAAAAAAUAUUACCGUUUCUGAACUAUAUUUAUUUGAUUAUUUAAAAUCAUUAUUGGUGCUGUCCCUCCAUUGCUCUAACACUUUUCGUCAACAUACCUCUCUCAAGAACAGAACGAAAUACCUCAACACACACACAAAACACAGACACAAUCAAAAUGAAAAUACUAAUGAAAUAGUAUUAUCUACUACUACUAUUACUACUACUACUGAUAAUGAUGAUAAUGAUAUCUUGAUAUAGAAAAUAUAAAAUGAAAUUAUUUCUCAUAAAUAAAAAAAAAUAAAAUAUCUAUUUUUCUUUACUUUCUUAAGAAUUAGUGAUUACAUCUUUUAGAACCCCCCCAUCCUUCAACACCACCCCCCACCAAUAUCUACUUAGCUGUUUGUCUGUCUGGUAUCCCGCUCCUCUCCUUUCUAUCCCAAGACUCACCUUAUAGAUUGCCAAUAAGUAAGCUGCUAUGGGGGUUGGCAUACACCCACCCCCCCAGUGCUGCCAGCUCCACCACCAUUUACCAAAAUAUCUCUGACAUUUCCACACACACACACUCACACAGAUCUGAUCAGCUGUCGUGUUAGCUUUGUGCUGUAACAUUCAGGUGUAUUUGGUUAUUGAUUCAACCAACAGCAACAGCAACAACAUGACCCAGCAGACACCUUUAAAUGUCACCGGGCCUUUGAUAACAAAGACUUUACCAAAGCAGGUUGUCGCUGCCAAGAAAACCUAUGGCUUUUGUGGUUCACGUUUGGAUGCUUUGAGCGUUGCAAACGGUGUCCUUCAGAACGACUGUUUCAUUGAUGUUCUCAACAUCAUCCCACAUUGCAUAUUCCUGCUGUUCAGUGUCCCAAUAUUGAUAAUAUGGAGCAAAUCUGUGAUCGGAACUAAGAAAGUGAAAACAUGGGUACAUUUUCGAGUGCAUGCCUUUCGUUGGGUGGUCACUCUUUUUCUGAUUGGGGUGAACCUCAUGGAAAUUGCCGAGGGUUUGACUUCCGAUGCCCAUGACCCCGACUCUGUCAACUAUCAUGUUUUUAUACCCCCUUGUGCUGCUCUCAUUGGAUCAGUUAUGAGCAUCACAUAUUACCACAAUGUUGAAAUCUGGAACUCACCAGGAUUCCUGCUCAUCUUGCUCGGCUACUGGUCAGCUGCCUUUGUACUCCGAGUUUUCAAACUGAUCUCCCUCUACAGGAACAACAUGGACUUCACUGAUCUUCGACUUGACCUUACAUGGGUUGUGACUGUUGUCUAUGGCAUCCUCAUCUUUGUUGAAAUGGAUGUACUCCGAGUACAGAAAUAUGCUUUUUUCCAAGAACCAUGCCCAGUACACUCCCCUGAAGAACUGGCUUAUCUCAAAUACAUCCAACCCUAUGUAAGCUUCUUAUCAAAGAUUACCUUCUGGUGGAUUACUGAUUUGAUAAGGAAAGGUUUCCGACACGUCAUAGAGUUACACAACCUGGGUAAACUCCCUAUGACAGAGAAAUCUACAUACAACUACAAGAAGAUUUGGAUUUCAUUUGAAAACAACAAGCAAUCAAAAUUACGGUUGGGGCUGAAGCCAUCUUUGUUAGUCAGCAUGUUUAAAGCUUCCUGGCCGGCCAUUAUCUGGAGUGGUUGUCUUCGUCUAACAGCUGACUUACUGGCAUUCAUUGGCCCAUGGUGGAUAGAAGAUAUUCUCAACUAUUGUAAUGAAUUCAGUCAACCAAUUGGUUCGACUAGCAGACACCACAAUGCUACAUCACGUGUAGUGUCUGUCACCCGACGUUCCCUGGAAGAUGACGUUGGAGCUGUUUAUUCUAUCUACAAUGGAUCGUCUACCACCACCACCGCUGCCACCACCGCCAUUAAGACCACUGUGGCAGCACUCUUGCCUCUACAGGAUAAAAAGGACAACUUAAACGUGUCUGUCACUGAGUUCUUCUCCAAUGGCUACAUCCUCAUCACUUUAGUGUUUGUACUCAUGUUAUUGCAGUACUCUCUCAUGGAGUACCAUUUUUUUAUACUCAUCCGAGAAGGGAUGAGGAUGAAAGCCGCUAUACAGGUGAUGAUAUACAGCAAGGUACAACAGUUAUCAACUCAAGCUUUGUCCCAUGGAAGAAUUACAGAAACUGAAAUAAUGAACCACGUGACACUAGAAUGUAACAACCUGAUGAUCAUUUACAGUUUUUUGCACUAUUUCUGGGCAAUACCUCUUCAGAUUGUUGUCGGUUUUAUCGUGGUCUUCCUAAAACUCGGUUCCAGUGCAGUAGUGGGCUUUUUCAUCAUUGCCGUACACACAUGUAUGCACAUUGCCACUGCACGGCACCUGUUUAGACUCCAAGGCAGCAUAAUGAAUCUCAGUGAAAGGAGGGUGAAGAAAGUAAAACAACUAAUAAAAGGCAUCAAGCAGAUCAAGUUAAAUGCCUGGGAGAAAUGUUUCAGCCGUUUGGUCUGUAAGGACCGAAAGAAGGAGAUGAAAUUGUUGUAUCGUAUUGCCUACCUCAAGUCUAUCAUCGAGUUCCUUGUUACAUCAGCCCCAUUAUUGUCAACAGCUGCGACCUUUCUCUACUACCAUAUUUCAAAGGAAACAGUGCUGACUCCCGGCCAAGUAUUUUCUGUUGCUGCCACCUUCCAAGUGAUGUGUUAUCCUUUUUACUUCCUCUGUGUUAUUUACAUAUCUUUACUAAAUGCAAAGAGCAGCAGCCGAGAGUUGACAUCCUUCUUACAAUCCAGCCAAAUAUGCCAACACCCCAGUGCCUUCUUCACCAAGUGCCACCAGACAAGCAAUGUACAGAAAGAUGCAGAGUUGUCCUUCUCCAUGUCUCGAUUGCGAUCAGUUGUCCAGUCAGCCAAGUCCAUGUUCUGCUGUAUUGAUUGUAAGAACAAGCUGGACACUCUGAUGAAGUAUGAUGUAAAAACCAACCAGCUUAGUAUGGCGUUCCACAAUGGAGCGAUGCGUGGAAGUAUCUCAUCAGUGGAGAGUAGUCCCCCCUUGGGUCACACUCCAAACCACAGCCGGCAGAACAGCGGGGCAUCUGUGUUGGACAUCCUCGACCCUGCCUUUCGUCGGCCAAGCUUUUCACAGCACUCAAUCACUUCUGAAAACGACACCUACAUCGCUGAAAGACGAGGGUUUCAUUAUCGUCGACGGAAUACCAAUGGCAACCUCUCCAUCACGGAAGAUGAGGGAGAAACAGCAGAAGCUGCUCCGACCUUAGAACACCGACUUGCCCUUGACAUCACUGACGCUUCUUUCUCUACAGACCUCUCUGAUGAAUCUUCCUGUUUAAAAGAUAUCAACAUUAAAAUCCCUCUGGGUAAGAUGACAAUAAUAACUGGUCCCUCUGGGUCAGGCAAAUCAACAUUGUUAUCAGCCAUGUUGGGGGAAAUGGUCUUGGAUUCUGGAGUCAUGGAGUGGAACAGAGCCUGUACAUUGGCAUAUUGUUCACAACCACCUUGGCUCAUGAAUGCCACAGUCCAAGAAAACAUACUUUUUGGUCAACCAUACAAUUAUAGAAAAUAUAAAAAAGUACUCCAUGCUGUUUCUCUGAACACAGACCUGACUUUGUGGCCAGCCAAAGACCGAACAGAAGUUGGUGAUCAGGGUAUCUUACUGACAGAAGGUCAGAAACAGCGUAUCUCUCUUGCGAGAGCUCUCUAUUCCUCAGCAAACACAAUUAUUAUGGAUGAUCCAUUCUCCAAGAUAGAGCAUCACCUUGGACGCAAUGUUUUUGAGGAGGCAGUGGUACGCAGCAUGAUCAGAAGAAAACGUACAGUUAUCCUUGUCUCUCCACAAAUUCCUCACAUCUACAAUGCUUAUCAGAUAAUUGUUGUGAAUCGUCACCAAAUCAAAUGUCAGGGAAGAUUGAAAGACAUAAAGCGUGCUGACCCUGACCUUUAUGAAAGCUGGAGAAGAGUACUGAAGGAUAACAAAAGAACUAAUGUGGUUGAAAGGAGGAGAUCAAGUCUUCCAGAAAGGAGAUCCAGUUUGGCUGAGAGGCAGGAUAUUGACCAUGAGUUAGACAAGCACCGGCGAACUAGUUUUGACCAUAUCUCUGAACCAGUACACAAGCUGUCUAUACAGUCAAACCUUGGGAUACCAAUUAGUCGUCAGGUAUCACAGAUGUCUGUAAUGACAGAAAAUAGUCUUGAGGAUGAUGGAUUGGAAGAAGAUGACUUACUUCCCCUUGAUGACUACACAACGGAGACAUGUUUUGAACAGGACAAUGAAGAAGAAGAAAGUCCAUCAUUAAAACUGGAUCUGCGUGACCUUGGUUCAAUCUCCACUGGUAUGUGUUUUGAAUUCCUGAAACUCUGCUCCUCUUCACUGGUUCUAUUAUUGGUGUUACUCCUUUUGUGCAAACACACUUUAAUAGUCACCUCUGAUCUUUGGCUUGCUAACUGGAUGUACUCAAAACACUCUGUGCAUUAUGAAAUACAUCAGAAUAAUUCCAUCACCAGUCCAAAGCACACACCUGUCAACCACACCUACUAUAUUGGUUUAUAUAUGGUCAUCUGUUUAAGCUGUGUGGCAGUCACAGUGUUGACUGGUCUAUUACUAAAGUUCACCACAGUGAGAGGAGCUGACCGACUUCACCAGAAGAUGCUUCAUUAUUUGACCAGUUUACCUGUGAUUCACUUUGAGUCAACCCCACCUGCCACUAUUCUCAAUACAUUCUCAGCAGACAGUCGUAUUGUUGACCAGAUCCUACCAACAACCAUAGAGUUAUUGUUGAGGUUCUUACUACAAGCAAUCAUAGUGCUGGUCAUCUGUUCUAUAGCUAUGCCCUAUUUUGUACUGGCCACUGUUCCUAUAAUAAUACUCUUUUAUCUGCUCUUCAAAUUUUACCGACCUUCCAUCAGACAGCUCAAUCGUCUUCAGAAUCUUACCAAACUGCCUCUUUUUAACCAUUUCUCAGAAAUUCUCAGUGGACUUCGGACAAUUCGAGCUUACAGGGUACAGUACUGGUUUACUGGUUAUGUUACCCAUGCAAUAAACGUAUUCAAUGUCGUCUUCCUGUACAUUCAUGCUGUGAAUCGGUGGUUAGCCAUACGCUUGGAUUUCCUUGGAUGCCUUAUUUUAUUACUGGCAUCACUUGGUAGCUUGGCUUUCUCCAUUCAAAACGAAGAAAAUGGCACAUUAGUUGGACUCUGUAUGUUGAAUGUUCUCAUGAUGCCAAUUUAUGUGAACAUGAUAGCACGUCAUGCAACAGAACUAGAGAACAACAUCACGUCUUUAGAAAGAGUUGUGGAAUAUGCUUGUGAGACACCACCUUCAGUAGAUCCACCAGAUUGCAUUGAGGUACCUGAGUCUUGGCCAGAUGUUGGUGACAUUGAAUUUCAACAUAUUGCCUUAAACUAUGAUCCUGAACAGAGCCCCGUUGUUAUGGAUGCCACUUUUACUAUAAAAGAUGCGGAAAAGGUGGCCUUCUGUGGACAUGCUGGGAGUGGGCGAUCAUCUCUCAUCUUAUCCUUAUUCAAGAUGAUCCAUGUACAUGAAGGAAAGAUCUUGAUAAACUAUCAGGACAUAUCAGUUGUGCCGUCCCAAGUUCUGAGAUCUCGUCUUUCCAUUGUACCCCACGACCCAAUCAUGUUUGACGGAACAGUCAGGUUCAAUCUCGAUCCAGAAGGCAUAUAUAAAGAUCCAGAGAUUUGGGAAGCUUUGAAUGCAGUUCAAAUGAAAAGCACAGUUCAAGAGCUUCCCCAUAAACUGGAAACUGUUGUCCUCCAUGAAGGCAAGGAAUUUACUAUUGGACAAAGACAGCUUUUCUGUUUUGCUCGAGCUUAUAUGAGAGACAGUAAAAUAGUUAUUGUGGAGCAGGAACACACUAACGAUGAUGCCUUGAUGGAGGAAACCAUUCAGGACCUCAUCCGCACUGUGUUCAGGGAUUCCACCGUUCUUGUGACUUUGCAUCAUCUGACUCAUCUAAAUGAUUAUGACCGUGUUAUGGUAUUAGAUCAAGGUAGAAUUGUGGAAUUUGAUAAAGCUUCUGAAUUAUUAAUGAAUGAAAACAGCAUGUUAGCAGCAUUGGUACGAGAAAGCCAGCUGAAACGGCCCAACAAAGUAGUCAUCACUAUUUCUUGAACCAUUCACAUCAUAAUCACUGGUUAACAUUCAUCUUUAUAAUACAGAUGUGCUCAGAAGAUUCUGGUUACAACCAUCUGCAUAUCAUUCAGAUAAUGAAUCUAAAACUUAUUUUCAAAACACUAUUAAAGAUUUUAAACAAUCCAGAUUUAGAUUCAUUAGAUUAUAUUGUAUAUGUAGGUGUUUUUUUUAUGUGAAUUUGAAUGUAUAUACAUACAUUAUACACACACACACACGCACACAGACAUUAUUUAACAUUAUAAAUGUAAGAUUGUAUAUUUCUGCAUAUAGGUGUAUAUAUGUUUUUAUAUGGAAAGUAUAUGUAUGCACACACACACACAUAACACAAGCACAUGCACACACACAUACAUACACAAAUCAAUACCAAAUUUACACAGACAUAUUAAUUGAAAUUUUGCUAUUUUCAUCACCGUCAUCAAUGUCUACACUUUUGUAAAUUUGAAUCCGACAGAAACCCAAAUAUUGGACUUUGAUGUCUUUUUGUUUUUUAAAAAGUAGAAUGUAAAAAUAAAAAAAUAAAACUAUCAGCUAAUAAACUGCCAUUUCUCUACUCAGCUGAUUGAUUCUACAAUAUUUUUUGUACAAGAAACACAAGUUAUUUUUCAUACAGACAAAAAUUUCUUUCCAAAACAUCUUAAAUGCUAAUCUAGGACCUAUAAUCAAUUAAAACAUAUUCUUUUUCUAUCCUACAAUGGUGUUAACACUAACAAAUAUAUUUGUAUAACUGUUUGUUGUUCCUUUAUUUUAGCAACAUAAGACUUUGUACAGGAGAUGUUUUGUAUUUUGGAAUCUGGAAGAGCUCACCCAAGAAAAAAUAAAAUUUCGAAAUAAACACACACACACACACACUUAAAAAAAUAUAUACGUGUAGGUAUAUAUAUAUAUAUACAUACAUACAUACAUGCACACACACACUCAUUUAUCAGCGUUUUAUGUCCAGUUUUCCAUGCUGGCAUGGGUUGGACAAUUUCUGUGUGGAAGUGUUUUUCAGCUGGAUGCCUCUCCUGUCACCAACCAUUUUAGUUGCCUCUUACAACAUGCAGGGAUGCAGUGAGCCUCUUCCAAAACCAGGACACACAGACACACACAUAUGUGCUUAAAUAAAAAUUUGUUGAUGUUGUUUUCUAAUAGAA